AUGUUUUCUUUUGCUUUGCUAGCUGUUUCAUUUUACCAACCGAAGUUUUGUCCAAAUGUAACGUGGAAUACAACGGCUACAACAUUUGUAGGGAGCAAAGUUAUCGGUACGCAGCUUAUGUCGAUUUUCAUCGGUACCAAUGACAAUAUAUACGUGUCCAGCGCCCAAUUUGACCAAGUCAUAGUAUGGAGUAAAAAUAGCACUACUCCAACGGCAAAUAUUUCUGGUAAUUUAUACCAGCCAACUGGGCUUUUCGUUACUACAGCAGGUGAUAUUUUUGUUGACAACGGCUAUUUAUAUGGUCAAAUAGAAAGAUUUUCAUCAAACGGAACACAAUACAGUCCUGCCAUGUAUGUUAGUUCAUAUUGUAACGGGCUCUUUAUUGAUGCUAACGACACAUUAUACUGUUCGAUAAAUCAAGCACAUGUCGUUGUUAAAAGAUCAUUAAAUAGCAACUCAAGUGCUGCUUCAAUCGUUGCUGGCAAGUCAAACAAAAGUGGAUAUGCAUUAGACAAGCUGUAUAAACCGAAUGGUAUAUUUGUUGACAACGAUUUUAACCUAUAUGUGGCAGACUCUGGAAAUGCUCGAAUCCAGCGAUUCCAACUUGAUCAAUUGAAUGCAACCACAAUAGUAGGCAACGGUUCGAAUCAAUCUGUGCCACUCAGUUAUCCUACAGGAAUCAUGUUCGAUGCUGAUAAUAAUUUGUACAUUGCUGAUUACCACGCUAAUCGCAUUAUAAUAUUUACAGUCGGUGGUUAUCGUUGCCUUCCAUCAUGCUCGACUACUGCGGGUUCAGGAUCUGCUCAACUGAAUGCGCCUUCGUUUACGGCUUUUGAUCGUUAUGGAAAUAUAUUCGUAACUGAUCAACUAAAUGGUCGUGUCCAGAAAUUUACUCUUUUGACUAAUUCAUGCGGUGUGUUCUUUUGA
Molecule: messenger RNA, 927 nt
Organism: Adineta ricciae
Lineage: Eukaryota; Metazoa; Rotifera; Eurotatoria; Adinetida; Adinetidae
Source: the annotation of a GenBank genome assembly